UAAUGCAAUCCAACCCUCCACACAGACAUUGAGAGAAUGGAGCGGGUGGAGCCUAUUCUGAAGUUCUACGUGGGGCCAACUCUCCUCCACUGGGCGGCAUCAAAGGGCUACCAUGACCUGGUGGUUGACCUCCUUGUUCGGGGCUUGUCUGUGGAUGCUUGUGACCGGUUGGGCCGCACUCCACUGGGGCUGGCCACCUUUGCCGGCCACUCUAGCACUGUCAGCACCCUGCUGCAGGAGAACGCCGCUCUCUCUGCUGAAGACAAGGACUGGAGAAUAAUAUCGCGUGAGGAGGUUGGUCUCUGCUUAGUUCGGGUCAUUGAAGAAACUGCCGUGUGUUCCUUUGACGCGGCGAGGUCAGAGUGCUUCACUCUGCUCUACCUGGCCGCCCAGCAAGGCUACCCGAACAUGAUGCAUCGGCUUCUGUCCCUGAAGGUAUCACCAGACGUACGUAACCACCAAGGCGAAACCCCGCUGUUUGUCACGAGCCUGGCAAUGCCCUCUUCCCCCCUUCACAUCACAAGGCACUGGGGUCAGGUCAGGUCAGGUGAACUUGAAAUCGUACAACAGCUUCCCCCCCCACACAGGCCUACCAAGACCUGCCAGCACUAUAUGAGGGACAUGGAGAUCAGAAAAUAUUAUGACCUUAAGCACAUUGGUGAUGAGGGUCACGAUCACCAACGUCAUGGAGGCCAUACUUGAGUCGGCCUUUCAGUUAAUUCUGCAGCUGUAUAUCGUUGGGACGCAUUACACUGAGCUGGACCAGGCUUAUGAUGUGACACUGGGCAGCAUCCUAUCUUUGUCACCACUGGGCCACAACACCCAGCUCUCAAAACAGGUGUUCUCUGUCCUCAUCUCCCUCGUGUCCCUCACCUGGUCCUUCACGUCCUACCACAGGUUCUCAAAACUCAGAGGGCUGACUAUUUUAGACACUCUGCCCCUCCUGUUCACAAUAUUCUUCCAGGUGGUGUCCCACGCCAUCGCCUGUACAGUGUUCACUCUGGCACACACGUGGAAGGUGUUUGUGGUGUUGGGUGUACACUUUGUGAUGGUGCUGGUAUUUAAACUCAAGCUGGAGGAGAGGUAGAAGGCCGGCCGUCAGAGAGCCUGCGCACCAAGACAGCUGGUUUGUGGUAUCCGAAAGGGUGGAGGGGGGCUGGCCAGUGUGAUAGGGGGCCUCACACCCUCCACCCAUUACCUGGUGCAGGUGACUGCUUACAACUCUGCUAGGAGCUACUCCAGGGCUACUCUACCACCAUCCCCCUUCCUGGAGGCCCCUCCUCCCCUGGGUUAGUGAUGCCCGGGGUGGCCACAACAGAUGUGAGGGUCCUGCUCCCCAUGGUUGCCUCCUGCCUCGCCCUGCUGGCCGCUCUUGUCACUGUUUGUGUUUGCGUCAGGAAGAAGCCCCCCAUGCCCCUCCAGCAGGUGUCCAGGGAUGGGAACAAAGUAGGUGUGCAGGAGAACAAGGAUAACCACAAACACAGGGAGCAGUUUUAUGCCACAGUGUGCAAGAUGUCACCCCACAGGGACCCCACUGCUGUUGACCGAAUCCCUGUCUUCUCAGCCUUCUGAUGACCCAUGACUGGUGGAGGGUUGGUGAGGGGCACAAACACACGAGAAAAUCACUGCAGCGUAUCAGGGACCAGGCAGAGACAUUAGAUAUUACAAGUGGUGUGGCAGACAGUGUUUAUGUCGUCAGCUGGCGGUGGAUGGGUGAGCAGCGGCCAGCCAGUUGGACUUAGUAUGUAGACAUCUACCCGUAUGCAACCUUCCAAAUGAACAACACACAACAACAUCAACAACAACCACAACAACAACAAGCAUCACAGCAACAACCAGUCACAGCCACCACAACUGCCACCACCACCACCACCACCAACAGCAGCAACAACCACAGCCAAAACAGCAACAACAACAACAACAAAAAUUAGGCCAGACACAGUGACCUUGCUUACAACAACAACAACAACAACAACAACCCCACCACAACCCUUCCCACAGCCACUACCAGCCAUGUAAGCAAGAGAACUCAUCCUUCAGGCCACGCUGGGUUCCUAACGACAGGUGAGGUGGAGCAGGCGGCCUCCUCCAUGCGCGAUGGAGGGCUGUCACUCACUGCCAGAUGUGUCGUCAGUAUUGAUGUCUUUCUCGUGACAUCCCGCCCGUGAGGCACUGAACAGAGGGCAGUGAAGCGUGAGAGAGCAGCUGUUGCAUCGACCAACGCUGCACCCGACACCUCGCGCCACUCCAGGCCCCGAAGUCUGCUGGGGCUGAAAGGAUCCCCACCUGCCCCGCGGCGUGAGGGGGCGUGAGAGAGGAGGAGCAGGUGUCCGAGGAAGGCGGAGAAUGCAUGUAAUGUUGAUGCAGCGUGGUGUGCCCGGGAGGAGGCGCCAACGUGGAGGAAUGUACAUAUGCAACAACCGCAGCCACACUGCAGUACUCUUGGGUUAACCCGACGUCGAGGAGUUAAGAGCAAAGGAGCAGCAUGGUUGGGCCUCGGCCAGUGACGCGGUAGUAAACAAGGGUGGCCUGCACACUCGUUCAAAACACGUCUCGUAAAAGUCUCAAUUCAAGACCUAUUUCUCGUCCUGCCACCAGGAGUUAGAAGGUCAACCUCGAAGGGACCCUCCCACCACGCUCCCAGCCCGCCUCUACGCCCCGAUAUAUCUAAAGAAAAGAUGUUUUGUGGUGUGGUUGGAGGGCGGGGAACGAGGAUGUUGCUGCAUUGGCCUGGCUGGUGUGCGUGUGUGCGCGAGGACUGUUGUUUUGUGGCCGCUUUCCUGUUUGUGCAUGUGUAUGUUUGAAUGUAUUUGUUAUUCAUGUAUUUGUUUAUUGAUUUAUGCAUUUGUGUGUAUGUUUAUGUUACUCACGAUCGUGAAAUUACUUGCUGUAGUUGUGACAGUCAGAUAUUACAAGCAGAUGAGGAGUUGGAAUUCACGCGAUAGAUAAGAACAGGACCUUACACACACACACACACACACACACACACACACACACACACACACACACACACACACACACCAUUGUUUUGCUCACUAAUUACUUACUCAUUACAUUUAGCAACCUUCAAUCUGGUAAAUAACACUCAAGGACAUUACUAGUGUGUGUGUGUGUGUGUGUGUGUGUGUGUGUGUGUGUGUGUGUGUGUGUGUGUGUAAGGUCCUGUUCUUAUCUAUCGCGUGAAUUCCAACCCCUCAUCUGCUUGUAAUAUCUUGUGUGUGUGUGUGUGUGUGUGUGUGUGUGUGUGUGUAUGUGUGUGUCACUGAUCACAAGAAAGCCACAUUACCAUUUCCUGGUAUCAGUCGAGGUAUUUAUUUAUGCGUGCGAUAUUCGUCCCUUUCAUUAUUGUUGUUUAGACAAAAUAUCUGAUCACGUCAUCUGGAUUCCUCCACAACAAGCCUUCCUGAAGCUACUAAUCUGGCAGAGCCACUCAAUUAACCUCCCUUCACUGCACGGGGACGUAUGAAGCAACUCAUCAACAAUAUCUCCUAACAUUCAACGAAAACCUGAAGAGAUAUGGAACAGUUUUCUCGCCCGUCUAUCGCCGAGCGGCAGCAGGAGGAGGCAUAUGUGUGAAAAUAAAAAUAAACGGAUAUCCUGUACAGCUGUCUGAGGAAACAAAAUGAAUACCUUCUGCAGCUGUCAGGGAAAAGUGAAAUAAGAGACGGAAAAAUAUUAAAGUAAUCGUGGAGGUCCGGUUGUAUCUGUCACGCGCCACCUUGAGUCACGGAGCCAAUUAGAAGCCCAGGUAAAAUUACUAGCCUUGCGAAGUGGAAUAACCGUCCCUUGGGUGUGUUAGUGAUGUAUGAUAAUGAUGGCUGGUGACCGCGUGUGGUGGUGGUGGUGGUGGUAGUGGUGGUGGUGAUAGUAACAGUGGUAGUAAUAGUGGUAGUAAUGAAACAGUGAAGUAUGAUGUCACGUGCCGCCCACAUACUUUCGAAUCACCAAUAGCAUCAGAUUGUCUUCUUCCCAUAAGCCUGGAUUUGUUAUUGCCGUAAAUGCUCCCAUGCCUGUGUUGGAGGAGGCGAGCAGUGAUGUCCGACACAGAGAUAGAGUCUGUCUUUCUCUUGCACUUUAGGCGAGGCGAGUGGUGAGAUUUGCCAGAGGAUGAGAGAUGUCCUUACGCUGGUUCUUCUUUGCCCUGACGCCAGGUUAGAAUUUUGUUGUAAAGUUGGAAAGCUGUGAAGGAAAAAAUGUUAUAAUGUGCAAAAUGAAUGGUGAAGUUUUCCUUUAAAGUAUAGGAUUAAAAAGAAAAAUAAGAAAGGCAUCGUUAUAUACAAUAAUUCCUUUUUAAAUACCCCUUAUUGCUAUGAAGACCCCCAGUGUAAAUCGAUAUAUCACUAUAUGUUCACUUCUAUUCGUCAAAUAUUCCCUAUUAAUAAAUUUGGCUCCUGCUGCCUCCCACACAUACCUUUACUGGCUUUUCUUUAUUUAAUUAAUUAACUAACACACUCGCACUCGUUUAUUUGCUCCCCGCGCUGGUUAAGUCAGGCCAAUUAUUACAUUUUCUUUUCGUAUGACAGAGAACAUACAUUUCCUUAUCAGAAGUAAAAACAAAAAAAAAAAAAAAAAGGUCGCUGGUAAUCACUGUUCCAAUUGUUUUCAUCGCGUAUCCUUUGGUCU
This is a messenger RNA of Scylla paramamosain (green mud crab), 4623 nucleotides long. Its product is annotated as ankyrin repeat domain-containing protein 23-like. Lineage: Eukaryota; Metazoa; Arthropoda; Malacostraca; Decapoda; Portunidae. The transcript has 17 exons. The record is from RefSeq and is a predicted model, not a curated record. Bases 37 to 702 code for a protein of 221 amino acids. Gene Ontology annotation, molecular function: protein binding.